Ostreococcus tauri is the source of this 4707-nucleotide messenger RNA. Its product is annotated as C2 calcium-dependent membrane targeting. Gene Ontology annotation, molecular function: calcium ion binding. The record is from RefSeq and is a predicted model, not a curated record. Bases 1 to 4707 code for a protein of 1568 amino acids. The transcript has a single exon. Lineage: Eukaryota; Viridiplantae; Chlorophyta; Mamiellophyceae; Mamiellales; Bathycoccaceae.
AUGCGAGCGAUCGGGGAGACGUUAGAUGAUCCCGAUGCGUCGACGUCGUCCGCGGUCGAUGGGCUCGAUCGCGACGUGCUCGAAAGGUUGGUCCCGACGCUGCUUCCGAGGCGGGCGAGGCGAGACGAGGCGGUCGAGGCGCCAGAGCGAGUGAAGAAACGAGCGAUGCGAAAGAUGAAUCGGGCGAGCGCGAAGAAGAGGAAAAAGGUCAAGAAGGAUAGAAAUAUGCGCGCCCGAGUGCUUACGGCGGCGUUCUCCAAGGAUGAAGUGCCGAAGGAGAAGGAGAAGCGUCUUAAGAGCGAGACGGACAAGGAAAAGCGCAUAGUAGAUCCGUCGGACGACAUGGAGGUGAUUAUUCACGGCUUGGAGACGUAUAAAGCGUUCAAAACACACCACAAGAAGACAUACGUUCAGGUGACGUGGAAAGGUAGAAGACAGACUCGUCGAAAGGUGAAGACUUUUCGAAGAGAAAACACCGACAAUCCGCAGUGGGGGAGCGGCGAGAAAUUCACAUUUCCGAAUUGCUCUCCUCACGGCAAAUUUGUCAUAAAGGUGAAAGAGGCUCGAUCGCUCGGUAUGAAAGUCGUGGUUGGGCGAGCAACUAUUCCGAGCGUGGUGAUACCGCGUGAUGGAACCAAGGUGCGUUUGCGCAUCGCGCUCCUCACAAGACGCAAGAAGGCAAAAGUCGAGUUGGUCGCGACGCUUGGUAAAUCCAACCAAACAGAGCCCACCUUGGGGGACAACGGGCACUGGGGGAACGCGUGGACCAACGGUGGUAAUGGUACGAAUGAAGACGGUGACGGCACCGCACGCUCUGCGCGCGAUGGUCUCGAUGCCAUCAUAGUCAACGUCGUGAGCGCUCGAGACAUUUUUGCCUCAGACGCCUCGGGUACGAGCGACGCGUACGUAAAAUGUGGUUUCGAUACAGCUCCGAUCGAACGAAGGUACAAAACGCAAGUUGUGAAACGGACGAGGUAUCCGAUGUGGAACGAUCGUUUCUUGAUGCGUAUCGAACCUGGCGGAGAUGAACACGCGAUUGUGUUCACCGUGUGGGACAAGGACGUGUUCUCGGGCGACGAUUUCAUCGGCGCAGCUGCGAUACCUUUGGAAGUGAUUCCGAGGAAUGGCGAUGUUUGCGAUGUGGAAUUACCGCUAAAUCGCAAGGUUGACCCCAACGUCUCGGGCGAGUUUUGUUGGAUGCAUCCGAGAGCUACGUCUGAUUGCGGCGUGAUCCGAGUGCAGGCGCACGCCGUCGUCGGCGAAGAAGCGGCUAAGGUUCUCGAAGUGGUCAAGUUGGGCAAAAUCGGACGGGCUGAUGGCACGAAAUUAGCACGAAGUGUUCACGUCGCGGUCGUUGCGGCGAGGCAGUUGUUUCACGUUGACGCGGGGGGAGGAACGUGUGACGCGUUCACGUACAUUCGCAUGGAUAACGCACCGAAGAACGAGUUCUGUCGGACGGAAACCAUUUUAAACACGCUUCAUCCGGUUUGGAAGGAAGGCAUCGGGCAAGUUUUCACACUAAUCUCGCGACCAGGAUGUUCUUCGAUCAUUUUUGAUCUUUAUGAUCGAAACACAUUCUCUUCAAAGGUUCUCAUGGGAAGAGCGCAGGUGUCUCUCAUCGAUCUCCCGGCUGACGGCUCGUGGGCCACCAUCACAACUCCACUCUACGGCAUGGAUGCGAAUAGAAAUACCCUGGUUGGUGGAGAUGAUAGUUCUUCGCCGUGGAAUUCACCAGACAGAGUGAAGGGUGACUUGAUAGUUCGUGUGAGUGCCACGCGAGCGCCGCACGAGAACAUCUCUGAGCCCCCGAUCAUAUCGGAGAACGACAGAUACGUCAAUCAACAUGACACGACCAAAUAUCUGUACGUCCAAGCGCUCGAGUGCAAGAAGCUCCCGAUACGACACCUCAAAUUGAGCACGAACGCGCAGAUUCGCAUGGCGCUGAACACGCAUAGGCAAAUGAUUUAUGGGGAGGUUCAGCAAAACGUCACGUCAGACUUCGUUUUCGACACCCAGGUGAGCUGCAUUCCGAAGACGUCUCUCAGUACGACACUCACGGUGCAAAUGGUGGGUGAAAUGAAACCCAUCUAUGGUUCCGCGACGUGCACUAAAUUUACGAGGAAAACACUACAUUGGUUCGGAUGGAGUCGCGGUCACGGUGGCGCUUCUGAACAAUACGUGGCGAUCGACGACGACGAGUCAGGCGACGAGGGAGACGCUGCGGAGUUCGAGGAUGGCGAUCACAAGUUUAGCAGUGGCAAUGCAAUCGGCUACGCACAAAUUUCCGUGAAAGAUCUGAAACCAGGGGACAUCGUCAAGCAUAAAUUGAAGUUGUGUCCGCUUGUGAAGACAAAGUCUUGGUUACGAGCGCUCGAGGACGAUUUGGGAGAGAUCGAGGUCCUCGUCGGAUGCGGAUACGCGAAAGAUGCGCCGAAAGAUUUACGAAAAGUCGAUCACGUCGCGCGGCGAGCGAUUGGGAAGUUCUCUAUGAAUAUCGUUUCGGUCGUCGGUGAUAAGACGCCAUAUCAACGAGUCGCUCCCCUCAUCGACAAUGUGCUCGGCUCGGUUCACCCGAGCUCGAAUGAAAUGUUCGGCAAACACGUUUACGCGACGAUCAUGUGGGACGGACGCGAGGAACACAUCAAAUCUUCUCAGGAGCGUUUCAACUUUGCCGUUACCGAGAUCGCGGGCGAUAUUCGAGUGCUGAUCAGAUGUCCCGAUAAACUCUCAAUGUCGGAUCAGAUACUCGGCGUCGUGUCGAUCCCGGUUACCGAGAUCGUCGCGAGUAAGGAGAAAUUCAUCGAUGCUUGGUUCAACAUAACCCCGCCAAAUUCGAUGUACUUGACCGCGGAAGACAUGGCGGAUGCUUCGCGUCAAGUUUGCGUUUAUCCACGUUCAACGAAACGACCUACAGAUUGGCAAGGCUACGUACGCCUCAAAAUUUCGUUUGAACCGAGUACGAGCAACUCGGAGUGGCAAUGGUAUUUGCAGCAGGCGCCGUUGAUGGGUAGAACGCCGCACAUCCCUGAUACAAUAGAUGGCGUCCUUCAAAGCUUACAACGAGUCGUUGAGUCGAUUUUGAUGCCGUUCAAGACCAUAACCAGGGCGGCCAUCUUCAUGAGCGUAUGCCCUAAGGAAAGCAGAACGCCGAAAAUGCUUUGGAUCACGUAUCACACGGUGUGCUGCGUGGCGUUCGAGGGCGAGAUCUUGAGUACUUUCAUGCUUCUUUGGAUAAUUCCGGGCUUAAUGUUCUGCGGGUACUGCUCGCGCUUUGUCGUCGAUGAUCUCGAAAGGAUUGCGUCGCCGUUCGAGAGCAAAUUAGACGACGCGGAGGAAAUUCGGCGCCAAGUGCAUGAUAUGGCCAAGAAGAGGAACAGGAAAAUGCGUAAAUUUCGGGAUGAAAUUCUCGAGCGGAUAAAACUCGAAAAGUUACAAAACAAGGGGCGCGCAGUGAGAAUUACUCGCGAGGUCGUUGACAUGGGUGUCCAGCGACGUCGAGCCAAGCGGGCUCGUAUGGGCGUUGAUGAUGAACUUCCGACGAUAACUUCGAUGUUUAUGCCGCAGCAUUUCAUCAAUCAUAUCGUCGCCGUGCUCACGUCGGCAAAUCCGGCGGAGAUCGUGCUCAGACUGAUUCAAAAGAUAGUUUGGAACCUGCUCAAAGUUUUAAAAAGUGCGGGCUCCACGAUCGUUCGAAUCGAUCAAGUCAUCUCUUCUGGUGGGCCCAAGCUAAUGCCGGGUGUAUGCACACUCGUCGGCGCGAACUUGGAAACUACGGCGGAUAAUCUCGAUCGUCCAAUACGUUUGCUGACGUACGACGAUCCGAAGCUUACAAAGUACUUCUCGCUCCUUCUCGUCGCGUUCACAUUCGCUAUGUGCUGCGUGCUUUUGGCGUUGAAGAAGUGCAUACGGUUUAUUGACAGUUACUCAGUUCUGCGCCUGUGGCACGCUCUUUGGCUUGUAGGAGUUGCCCCCGUCUUACCAUUUUCUUCUGGUCCUUUGCUUCGAGCGAGCACGUACGUGGAGUACGUGAUCCAACUCAUUGUUGGUUUAUACGUUCCCGUGCAGCCGCUUUCGUUGCAGACGAUCGCCGCCGUGAGGGACUCUCUCGAGAACGAGCUGAAAGACGACUACAAACGUUUGCGCGAGUUAGUGCAGCGGCAGAUGAAUAUUGAAAUCGAACGUCGCACGAAACUCAGCAAUAAGAAAACGGAUGACCUGCAGAAACGUUUCAGCAAUAACUCCAGAAUCAAUCCGCUUGGAUGGUUGGCAUACGCGCACAGUCGAGCUCCCACAUCUCUGACGAGGACGCACGCGCACCGCACGCGCGCGUUCAUGGUUCCGGGAGACCAAAAUCCGCCCAAUGUGAGCGUGUUCCGCAAGGACGUUGACGUCGGUCGGGCAACGCUUCACUUGUUCAGUGAACUCAUCAUGUUCGCCAUUGACGUACCGAUUCGUGCCAUGAGCGUGCCGUACCGGGUGGCGAGCAUAGCGAGCGCGGCAAGUCUGAACGUUUACGACGGCUGGGUUCGAUUCACGGCGUUCAAUUGGGUGCGGAGCAAGGAACGCAAGCGCGACGUGGGCGUGGGAAAGCGAGAGCUCCUUCCGUUUGGCUCGCGCAAAGUUUCCGUACAGCCGACGGCGCGCGCGACGUCGGGCGUCGUCGACGUCGUCGACGACGACAUCGGCGAGCGUAGCGUUCGCGCGUAA